AUGCCCGCCUUCCCUGGUCUCUACGUCGCCUGCAACUCGGUGAGCGACCGCUGGCCUGUACCACAAGGCAGCGCCUUUGCCUCGCCCUUCUGCGCGUUUGUAGCGCAGUGGGCACAUAAGGUUGAGCGCUUCGACGAGACGUUUCGCAUCACGGUGACCGACGCGCAAGGGACAGAGUUUUCUCGGCUGCUCCUGCUGUGCACAAACGUCAAGGCAGUCACUCUCUAUAACGACAACGGCGCAGACCUUCGGACGAUCUUGAAGGCGCCCUACCGCAUCUCGGAGCUCCAUCUCAUCGACUUUGACGACAGCAAUUCAGGGACGCGCGACGACUGGGCUGUGCCCGUCAUGCAGUGGCUGGCACUCGAUCGCGCCUUUCGUCUCGGCUUGUCGGGCUGCAAAUCGCACCACGAUGCGGAUGUCGCACGCGCCAUUGCGUCCGCACCAGCGCUUUCGACCCUCCACUUGAACGACUGCGACGUUAUUUGUGCUGGCUUGGUGGCGAACGCGCUGCCGUUGUGCCACGUCACAGAGCUCGUUCUGGAUGCGACGUUGGAGCGCCUUGCACCCUUGCUUGAUAUCUCGAAGCUCACAACACUCGAGCUCUGCGGCGACGGCAACGAGCUGCUCGCGUGCUCGCUUGGUGCACUGCAGACCUGCUCCGCACUGGAACAUCUCUCGCUUGAUCAUGUGGCGGUAUACGGACCUGCGCUCCGCACACGGGAAUUCGACGCCAAGCUUCGCUCCGUGCGCGUUGUCAGUUCGGACUUGGAUGCCUCCAUUUUCGAAACGACGCUCGACUGA
This is a messenger RNA of Saprolegnia parasitica CBS 223.65, 804 nucleotides long. RefSeq lists its product as hypothetical. The coding region runs from base 1 to 804 and encodes 267 amino acids. The transcript has a single exon. The record is from RefSeq and is a predicted model, not a curated record. Lineage: Eukaryota; Oomycota; Saprolegniomycetes; Saprolegniales; Saprolegniaceae.